Strongyloides ratti is the source of this 336-nucleotide messenger RNA. RefSeq names its product Synaptobrevin domain and Synaptobrevin/Vesicle-associated membrane protein family-containing protein. Gene Ontology annotation, molecular function: syntaxin binding; SNAP receptor activity. Gene Ontology annotation, biological process: vesicle-mediated transport; vesicle fusion. The record is from RefSeq and is a predicted model, not a curated record. Lineage: Eukaryota; Metazoa; Nematoda; Chromadorea; Rhabditida; Strongyloididae. Gene Ontology annotation, cellular component: plasma membrane; SNARE complex. The transcript has 2 exons. The coding region runs from base 1 to 336 and encodes 111 amino acids.
AUGGAGAAUAAUCUUGAAACUGGAAAUGGAGGAGCCCCAACAACUGCCGGAAGACCUUCAAAUAAAAGACUUCAACAAACUCAGGCUCAAGUUGAUGAAGUUGUUGGCAUUAUGAAGGUUAAUGUUGAGAAAGUUCUUGAACGCGACCAGAAACUUUCACAAUUAGAUGACCGUGCUGAUGCACUUCAGGAGGGUGCAUCUCAAUUUGAAAAGUCUGCUGCUACAUUGAAACGUAAAUAUUGGUGGAAGAAUAUUAAAAUGAUAAUUAUCAUGUGUGCUAUAGUUCUUCUUCUUAUCAUAGUUAUUGUUCUUUGGGCUGGUGGAAGUAAUAAAUGA